AUGCGUCUCUUCACAAAACCUUUUGUUCGCGGACCAAGGAAUGGAAAUCGAACUCCUUCCAAAAGGAAAUGGUGUAAUCUCACUCUCGCUUGCAAAUUCUCCAAGGCCACAUCCAACUCCCUAACCUAUAUUUCCCUCAAAAAGUUCCCUUCAAAGCCGAGAACUUUCACUCCUCUCUCUCAAAUUCAACAUCAACGUAAGCAACUGGAAUCCCAACGUGUUAGCACGCUCGAUGGCUGCGAAAACUGA
Messenger RNA from Dovyalis caffra, 249 nucleotides. The record is from the annotation of a GenBank genome assembly. NCBI's taxonomy places the organism in Eukaryota, Viridiplantae, Streptophyta, Magnoliopsida, Malpighiales, Salicaceae.